Molecule: messenger RNA, 767 nt
Organism: Bursaphelenchus okinawaensis
Lineage: Eukaryota; Metazoa; Nematoda; Chromadorea; Rhabditida; Aphelenchoididae
Source: the annotation of a GenBank genome assembly
AUGCAGGCGAUCAAAUGCGUGGUGGUGGGUGACGGUGCGGUGGGUAAAACAUGCCUCCUAAUAUCAUACACGACGAACGCAUUCCCCGGCGAAUACAUUCCCACCGUCUUCGACAACUACUCGGCCAAUGUUAUGGUAGACGGGCGGCCGAUAAACCUCGGGUUAUGGGAUACGGCAGGUCAAGAGGACUAUGAUCGUCUGCGGCCGCUGUCGUACCCACAGACGGACGUGUUCUUAUUGUGCUUUUCCUUGGUGAAUCCAGCUUCAUUUGAGAAUAUUAGAGCAAAAUGGUAUCACGAAGUUAGUCAUCAUUGCCCAAGAGCUCCGAUUUUGUUAGUCGGUAAGUUAUUUGAGUUUUUUUUGGAUUUUAGGCUUAUAUUGGAUUGGUCAAGGUUCACAUGACAAUAUUGUGUGAAUUAAAGUUAAAAAGACAUGUUUGUAGAACUCAAAGAAAGAUUCUUUUUAAAUACGAUGUUAUAGAUGAUUUUUUUCAUGAUUUCAGGCCUAUUUUAAUCUAAAACAAUGUUUUAGGCACAAAACUAGAUCUUCGAGAUGAUCCAAAGACGAUCGAAAAGCUACACGAACGACGAUUGGCCCCAAUCACGUACAAUCAAGGUAUGCAGAUGGCAAAAGACAUAAAAGCCGUGAAGUACUUGGAAUGCUCAGCUCUAACACAAGUGGGAUUGAAGAAGGUAUUUGACGAAGCCAUACGAGCCGUACUCUGUCCUCCACCGGUCAAGAAGAAGAAGACUUGUGCUUUAUUGUAG